CAGUGACAGACCGUUACCCUACGUCACUAUAGCCGACCAAUAGGAGCCCUAGAGCUCGAUGUCACACAGCGUGUGACGUCACCAUGGAGCGGACUCAGCGGAGCGUCUUAAUGUCAUCGGGUUUAUCCUCAUAAGGUCUCUUUAAGGGUGUUAUUUGCAAUUUUUCUAGUCCUUCCAAAUAUUGUUAAUGUGAUGAUGAAUACAUCCGAGUGAACAGUACAAAUGACUGGAUCUGAAAAGCCUAUAUGGUGAUUGCCUUGACAUCAAAGCAGCGAUAAGGAGCCCUGUGGUUAUCAUAAUGAUGAAUAUUCCUCAAACCAAGGGGCGUUGCACCGACCCUGUGGGGACAUGACCAUCGACCUCUUGGCCUUGUGAGAGGCAUCUCAAGGAGACUCCACCAUGAAGGGCCUCGGUUCCCCAGGAGCUUUUUGCACGGGGAUCCUGGUGGGGUGUUGCAGUAUGUACCUCGUUCUGCGCCAGGUGUGGUUUGAGAGGAGCUACCCCGUGCUGUCGGAGGCGCAGGAAGCGGCUGCUUCAGCUUCAGAAGCAGGCGUAGGUGUGACGCCAGUUGAUGAUGAUAUGACACACUGGAAGAAGGAUGGAGAUGCUCUGAUCAACUUGCUCCACCCUCACCACGCAGGCGAGGACCACCUUGUAGCUGAUAUGCUCUUCCAGAAGGUGCGCGUCCUCUGCUGGGUGAUGACAGGACCUUACAACCUGCGCUCCAGGACGCGCCACGUGAAGGAGACCUGGGCGCGCCACUGCAACGCCGUGGUGUUCAUGAGCUCCGCAGCCGACCCCCGCUUCCCCACGGUUGGCCUGGGUACCAAGGAGGGCCGUGACCAGCUGUACCGGAAGACCAUCCGCGCCUUCCACUACGUCCAUGAGCACCACUCCCAUCAGGCCGACUGGUUCCUCAAGGCGGACGACGACACGUUUGUGGUGGUGGACAAUCUGCGCUGGGUCCUGGCCAAUCACACGCCGGAGGAGCCCGUCUACUUCGGCAAGCGCUUCAGGCCCUACGCCAAGCAGGGCUACAUGAGCGGCGGGGCGGGGUACGUGCUGAGCAAAGAGGCCCUCAGGAGGUUUGUAGAGGGCUUCCGGACCAGCGUGUGCACACACACCACCCCGGUGGAGGAUCUGGCCCUGGGCCAGUGUCUGGAGAAGAUGGGCGUGUUGGCCGGAGACUCCAGGGACACGCUGCAUCGGGAGACCUUCCACCCGUUUGUUCCUGAGCACCACCUGACGGGCAAGUUCUCCAAGAGCUUCUGGUACUGGAACUACUGCUACUACCCCAUCGUGGAGGGGCCGCGGUGCUGCUCGGACCUGGCUAUAUCGUUCCACUAUGUGGAUGCAGAGCUGAUGUACACCCUGGAGUUCUACACCUACCACCUGCGAGCCUACGGCUACAGACCCCGCUACCAGCCCCCUGGGCCCCGGGGCCUGGUCCGUGGAGCACCUCCCCCAACAGGGACCCCCCCACUCAGACUGAAUGGCACGGAGAAGGAUCAGGGAAAGAAGAACAACAGCAGGUCAAUGAGCCACACGACUUCAGACUUCACCGGCAACGGGAGUCCUGGUAAAACAGAGGCAAUCUCAGACCGAGUGGGGACGGUUCAGAAUCACUGAGUUAGCGCUGCUGGUGCACAAUACACAAGCCGAAAGACGCACUUCAGAAUCACUUCUCCCCUGGCGACACAGCGCGGAUGAAGACACACCAGGAACUUUGAUCGACUGCAAAUGGACAUUGAAGAACUUUUGACCGAAAUUGAUUUAGCUAAAUGCAAUUGUGAUAUUCCAUGCAAUGAGGUGUGAAUCAACAGUUUGUGGUCUAUAGUGAACAAGACUAUCAGUCAACAAAACUUUAUCUUCUUUUGUUUCCCAACAGCCGCUGACAGUUCUCAUGAAGACAGGGUUCGACGGUGAUGUACUGGAUAUAUCAGGAUAGAGACAUUCCUGUGUGUGUGUGUGUGUGUGUGUGUGUGUGUGUGUGUGUGUGUGUGUGUGUGUGUGUGUGUGUGUGUGUGUGUGUGUGUGUGUGUGUGUGUGUGUGUGUGUGUGUGUGUCAACUCUAACUAUCCUAAACAAAAAAUACGUUAACUCCUCUCUUGAUGGACAUCAAUUUUAACGAUCAUGUAAACAUUUAUCUUGAUGCCUUUUGGAUAUCCUAUGGAUAUACAGUUUUUAUAAUUGUCAGAAACCUUUUACCCACACCCAAUUUAUUUGUGUUGUGUUUGAUGCUUAAGUACACAAGGUUUUAGAUAGAAUUAUUACCAGGUCAUAACACCUUAUCUGUUGAAAACAUUGCGAACAAUUUCACAGGAAGGAUUUAGCUUGUGUUCCAUAAUGUGAGCCUCUGAUGAAGAAAGCAAGCUCAUAGAAGAAAAUGUGACGCGUUAAUAACCACAACGACUUCCAUCUGACCCGAGCUAACAACCUUUGUUGUAAUAAUGUUUUGGCGUAUAUACAAAUAAUAUAUCAUGAAUUGCUCUUAAGUCCUUCCAAGAUAUUUUUGUAGAUAAAUGCUUUGUCAGCAAUUUCAGUAGUGUUAGUAAAGUGAGUCAACACGAUUGCAUUAUCAAUAAUCAAACAAAAUAUCAUAUUCCAUUAU
Molecule: messenger RNA, 2611 nt
Organism: Gadus morhua (Atlantic cod)
Lineage: Eukaryota; Metazoa; Chordata; Actinopteri; Gadiformes; Gadidae
Gene: c1galt1la
Product: core 1 synthase, glycoprotein-N-acetylgalactosamine 3-beta-galactosyltransferase 1, like a
Exons: 4
Coding region: 400-1629 (409 amino acids)
Cellular component (GO): membrane
Molecular function (GO): N-acetylgalactosaminide beta-1,3-galactosyltransferase activity
Source: RefSeq, a predicted model, not a curated record